Messenger RNA from Myotis daubentonii (Daubenton's bat), 3282 nucleotides. RefSeq names its product calpain 13 (gene CAPN13). NCBI's taxonomy places the organism in Eukaryota, Metazoa, Chordata, Mammalia, Chiroptera, Vespertilionidae. Gene Ontology annotation, molecular function: calcium-dependent cysteine-type endopeptidase activity. Gene Ontology annotation, biological process: proteolysis. Gene Ontology annotation, cellular component: cytoplasm. The record is from RefSeq and is a predicted model, not a curated record.
GGCCGGCACUGAGGGCUGCAACUUCACUUCCCCAGAGAGACUGCCACUCUCAUUCCCCAGACUGCUGCUGAGCCCUGGGACCUGCCCAGUCCUCCUGGGAUCCGGAUCCCUUUGGGAAUACUGCUGACACCGACUGCUCCAUCCGACAUACCUGUUGGAAACAGGAAAAGACGUUGGAGGUCUUCUAAGGAGAGUCAUGGCACACGCUCUGGAGCCUCUGUCCCAGAUGCCCGUCAUCAAGUUCAAGGGCCAGGACUUUAAGACCCUGCGGGAUCGUUGCCUCCGCAGAGGCCUCCUGUUUGAGGAUGAGACCUUCCCUGCCGAGAUUUCUUCCAUAGGCCCCUUGCUGCUCGAGGGUAAACAACUCUCCAGGCUGCAGUGGGAGCGCCCAAAGGAUUUAUUGAUGGGUAAUGCAGAGCCUCAUUUCAUCCUGGAAGGUGCGAGCAGAUUUGACAUCCAGCAAGGGGAGGCAGGAGACUGCUGGUUCCUGGCAGCACUGGGCUCCUUGACACAGAACCCACAGCAUCUGCAGAAGAUCCUGAUGAACCAAAGCUUUUCCCACCAGUAUGCAGGGAUUUUCUGUUUCAGGUUCUGGCAGUGUGGCCAGUGGGUGGAAGUGGUGGUUGAUGAUCGCCUGCCUGUCCUGAACGGGAAGUACCUCUUUGUGCAUCCUCUCAACAACCAAGAGUUUUGGCCGUGCCUGCUGGAGAAAGCCUAUGCCAAGUUCCGUGGAUCCUAUCAGCACCUGCACUACGGCUACCUCCCCGAUGCCCUGGUCGACCUCACGGGAGGGGUGGUCACCAUCAUCGACCUGCACUCCUCCCCUUCUGACCUAGUGAUGAUGGUAAAGACCGCUGCCAAGGCAGGCUCCUUGAUGACCUGUGCCACGCCAGCCGGGCCGACAGGGGAAGCCACAAGAAUGGAGAGUGGCCUGGUGAGCCAGCAUGCCUACACCGUGACUGGGGCCGAGCAGAUUCAGUACCGGAGGGGCUGGGAAGACCUCCUCCGCCUGUGGAACCCCUGGGGCCGGGACGAAUGGCGAGGGCGCUGGAGUGACGGGUCUCCGGAGUGGCAGGAAACCCAGGACCCACGGAAAAGCAAGCUGUAUGAGAACAAGGAUGAUGGCGAGUUUUGGAUGUCGUGUCGAGAUUUCCAAGACAACUUCUCCUGCCUGUAUGUAUGUAACCAGUUUCCAGUCAGCCUUGACCUGGGACACAUGCCCCAUGAAAGAUGGUCCCUAAUGACGUUUAAGAACCGCAUGACUCCAGGGAACACCACAGGUAGACUUCAGAGGGACACACAGUACAUCUUCUCUGUGCCCGAGAACGUGGAAGGCAACAAUGUCAUCGUGUCUUUCAACAUCAGGCCACAAAAUGUAAAGGCAGAAGAUGGGAAAUUUCCACUAAACUUCCAGGUGUUCAAGGUCGACCCUCAGUUUCAGCACUUCCGGGAGAGACUGCCGUCCACCUUUUUUUCCCGAUUCAGAAGAGCUGACCGGGGCAUCGUGACUAAAACCAAGUACAACCUCACGAAGUGCUUCAAGCUGAGCCCGGGGACCUAUGUGGUGCUCCUGUCUGCGGGCACAGAAGCGGUUGAGUUCUUGCUUCGAAUCUUCCUGAAAAUGCCAGACCCGGACCGGAACCUGGGCAGUGGUUUCAACCUCAGAGCACUGCAGGCAAGUCUUCCAGAAAAUGGCUCCCAACAAAGCAUUUUCUACAAAUACGCCCAGCAGGGACGAGGCAUUGAUGCCACCCAGCUUCAGAGACUUCUCAACCAGGAAUUCCUGAAAGGACCUCCAGCGGACACCUUCUCUCUGGAUGCGUGCCGGGGCAUCGUGGCGCUGAUGGAUCUGAAAGUGAACGGGCAGCUCGACGAGGAGGAGUUCUCCAGGCUGUGGAGCCGACUCGUCUGCUGCCAGAGCGUUUUCCAGAACACCCAGAGGAACACAGGCGUUUUCCUGAGCUCGGAUUUGUGGAGGGCCAUAAAGGAUACAGACUUCCUUGCAGGGGUCUCCGUCGGCAGCGAGCUGCUGGAUCUCGUGGCCCUCAGGUACAGCGACAGCGCCGGCAGGGUCAGCUUCCCCAGCCUGGUCUGCUUCCUGAUGCGGCUGGAAGCCAUGGCAAAGACUUUCCACAACCUCUCCAAGGAUGGAAAAGGACUCUACCUGACAGAAGUGGAGUGGAUGAACUUGGUCAUGUACAACUGAAGCAAGGAACAGAGCAGACCCCAGAGACCAGAGAACAGACCUACAGAUACAUAGUCUACAUCCCACCCUACUACAGCAGAAGCCCCUGCAGAGUCUGAUAGAAUAUUCCGGAACUGGGGAGCUCAAUAUUUUGUGCUUCCAUUGUUGGACACCUUCAGGUGUUAGGUGUUCUUUAUCUAGCGGCAACAAUCUACUUCCCUGGAACCUUCUAUCCAUGCUUCAAGCUCUACUCUCUGGACCACUGUAGAAAAAUAGACUUGGAUAUGCCAGACCUUCAAAUACUUUGCUGCCUACCCCAAAGCCUCUCUUCUUUCAUUAUCUCUGAUGGUUCUUAACUAGGGCCUUUUGGUGACCAUUCUCUGCAUGCCAACGUCCCUUAGGAGCGUCUAGUCCCCUGUGCAGCAGACAUGUAACCAACACAUUCUGGGGUCCUAUUCUUUUUGUCAACAGCAUUUAUUUAAUCUCCCAAUCAUGUACCUUGAAAUUAAGACACAGACAUGGUCUCUAUAAAGAAAUAAUGUUUUAGCAUAAACAUUUCCUGAUGAAUACCUGGUGCUUACUAAUGAACAGACGUCAACAAACAUUGCAGAGAUUCAAGUUAAUUAGAUUCAACUAUAUUUUCCUGAAUUCCCCUUUCAGUCCUUUUUAAAAAUAGAACACUUGAUCAUUUCCAAUUUGCCUGAUUCCUAUCUCCAUCUGCAUGAUUUCCAAUAUCAGGAAUGAUUCUUCAAUUGUAUCUUUAAGCUAAUUUUGCAUGUAGGACCUAAAGCUUGAACUUUUGAAAUAACUGAACUCUCAAUUAUCCUUUCUCCCAUAAAGGGUCUCAACUCCCUCUGCACUAAUUUUUUCACACUUCCUGUUCCUUAAGAUUAUGUCAGAAGGAAGUAUAAUGUAAGUUGCGUGGUUAUGUGUGUUUCAGUAAUGCCUGUCAUCACCCUAAGAGUGCUCCCCCGACUUCCCUGUUAAUCACAGCCCUCUGCCAUCACAUUAAAGCAUAUCCACUCACUCUUGGCUCAUGGGUUGCUUCGCAGAAUUGGAGGCAGGAGGAUGAAUAAAUCCUGCCUCCAAAUCUACAA